UCCGGUGCGCGCGGACGUGACUCGGAUGGUGAAAAGAAAACCGCAACCAAACCAGAAGUCAAUUUUACGCGAUGUCUGAAUAGGACUGCUGCCCAAACGAAAGCCAGAAAAAACAAGUUGUGAAAAGAAAAACGAAGAAAAAUAUGCAAAAGUGGGAAAACAAAGAGAGGAAAAAUUAAGACAAAGUUAAACCACUUGAUGUCCCCUCGGGUGUCCUGUGUCUGUGUCCUGCAUUGCCGCCUGUCGAGUGUCUUUUGCCGAAAUCACUUUUAAAAUUUGUUUGCUCUUGCCGUAUUCAAAUGGAUAUUAGAAUGUCGCGCUGAACGGGAAACCCAAGGAGCAAAAACAGAACCAAAAGAAGCCGGGGAUUUCUCCAAGGAUGCGAAAAAGCCCGCCGUAACGUAAAAAAGGGAUUAUUGUGCAUCAUUUCGGGCACCAACAAAAACUCGUAAGAAGGCGAAAGAAAAUACAUUUUCGAGUCGGAUUAUGCGAUAAAUUGUUACUGAAGUGUAAAUGUUUUCUCACGUGUUAAAUCGUUAAAUAUAAGCCAGCCGAGCUAGACAUAAAUGAACCGAAAUUGGUUAGAGUCCGACCAUAUGGUUAUUGUAACUUAUUACCAAGAACUUUAAACUGCAAAGGCCAUCGAGAAGCAAUGUGAAACUUGUUAAACACUAUAAAUGGUCCCACUCCUUCAGGUUUGGUGUGGCAAAAGUUUUAGCCAUUAGUCAUCGAGAACAUUGUGUGAUAGUUCUGCAUGGCAACCGUGCAAGUUAUUAACUUUUGUGCGGCGGCAUGAGAAAGUGAGCCGAGAACGAAUAAAAGAACAUUUUUUGUUAUUAAUUGCAAAACGAUUAUGAAAGUUUAAGUGGAAAUAAGUUGAUUUAUAUAUCUUGAAAAGUUCAUGCACUUUACUUUUUUCAUUGAUUGAGCUGUUGAAAUAAAAGUUGGAGAUGAGAAAUUGUUCUUGCGAAAGUUUUUUUAUGUAGUUCAAUUUGUGGUAUUUAAUAAAAAAAAUAGCUAUUACUUCCUUUCGUCUAAAUUUUUAUGAAAACCAGAAUUUUUUGUGGCCCAAUUUGGUUUUUCCAUUUAUUUAACUUGUUGUCCUUUUUCUAGUCUAUUAUUUGGUUAUUACUAGCAAACAACUUUAACAAGCACAAUAAAACCCAAUGGCAAACAACACUGUUAGGUAAAUUUAUUUAUUAGGGCUUAAGCGAAUUUGUGAUGUUCAGCUAAAUAAGUUUUCGAGAAGACCAAAAAGCCAAAUAAACAAAUUGGAUUACCACACAUAUAAUAAAGUCGAGUUCUGAUGCCAGUUUAUUUGUCUAUAUUGGUGCCACUGCAGCGCCAAUAAAAGUUUACCACUCAACAAAGGCGAAAACACUUAAAUAAAUAUAUAAAUCAACCAACACAAAAAUAGUGCAAAACGAGAGGACAGACUGAGUAAGCAAACAAUGAGUUUGCAAGAAAAUCGGUUGAGAAAACGCAUCGACCCAUAAAGAAGAGUUGCAGUUUUUUGUGAAAAACUAGAAAUAAAAUCAAAUAAAAUAAAAUAAAAUAAAAUAAAACAGGAUAGAGGUUAGAUAAAACCCAAAUGGAGGCAAGCCAGGACCCAGCCCCGAGCGUAUUAAUUCAAUAAACCUAUUUAUCUGAGACUUCGACUGGGAUUUGGAGAACGGAGCGGAGCAGAGAAUGCGACAAAGUUUGCCAGCCAAGACGGCGCAGUGCAAUCAGCAGAUCCUGGCUUUGGGUCUCAGGAGCAAGAGCAGCCAGAUUCGAUGCCGCAAACGAGUCCCAAUUGGAGGCGGGCGGACAAUGAGCGCACAAAAGGCGCUGUAAGUGUCAUUGCAGCCAGGAACUGGGCCACUGGGACUGCCACGCAGGACUAGGACAAGUAGAGCAGUAGCAGUAGCAGUAGCAGUAGCAGCAGAAGCACCAGAAACAGCACAGCCAGGACCCACCCGGACCCCGACCCGGACCACAACGUUGACAACAGAGAUGACAGCGGCGGGAGCAGCAGGACGAACAGGACGAACAGGAGGAGGAGGAGGUGGAGGAGGAGCAGCGACGUGGUGUCGCCGAUUUUUCCAUACAUCCAGACCAGCAUCUUGGCUGCGCAUCAGCACCGUCCUUCUUUUCCUGGUCCUUGGCUUUGGGAUGCAACAUGUUACCUGCAGCACUCCAGAGCCCGGGGCGAAUCCAGUGGAACUGACACGGGGACAGAAAGCUGCUGAGGGACAGCUUACGACGGCCACAAGAUCCACUUUGCCAGAUAGGCCAAUGACAACACAAAACGAUCUAAUUACGACAGCCGGCAACUUGACGACAGCAAAAAAGGCAGCCGCAGCAACAGAGGCAACCAGCUCGUGGAGCACGGCCUCGGCCCGGGGCACGUCAUCAGCAGAUAUAGCAGCAGUAGCGAUACCAACCAGCCAGUCAGCACAAAUUGGGCUAACUACUCGGCCCACAGAACGGCAAACAGAAGCGCAGACAGCAGCAGCAGCAACAUCAGCAGAAGCAGAAGCAGAAGCAGCGGCAGCAACAGCAACACAAGCCGCAACAGCGACAUCAGCAUCAGCAGCAACUGAGACCGCAGCAGAGAUGCUCAUAUCAACAAUUUAUCCAGCAUCAACGGAAACGGAUGGGCCCAACUCCAUUGAGCGGCUGCCAGGCCGCAGUGAAAAGUUGGCGAUGGCUCAUCCGGGUGUCGCUGAUUCAUUGACCAAGGGCUUCUCCAUUCCGACCUUCCUACCGCCAUUUCCCGUUUUCGCGGCAGCGGAUUUGCCAGCUUACCGUGCCGCUGCCGAUGCGGCCGAGGCGGCCAAGUUGGCGGCAGAGGCGGAGGCCGCCAAAACAGCAGCAUCCGCAGCCUCCGCGGCGGUGACAAUGACGCCGGAGGAGCAGCGCCGGCAAAUGUUUAACGAGCAGCACUCCUACCUGGCCGCCCACCGGGAGGCGGGGACGGGGACGGGGCCGCGACGCAACCUCACAAUGCCCGUGCUAAACAUGACCGCCCAGAUGGGUAACCACGCCUACAUGCCGUGCCAGAUACACCGACUUUCGGAUAAGCCCGUUUCGUGGGUCCGCAUGCGCGAUAAUCACAUUAUCAGCGUGGACGAGACGACCUUUAUAGCAGAUGAGCGCUUCCAGUCAAUUUUCCAGGAGGAUCACGAUUACACCUGGUCGCUGCAGAUCAAAUACGUACAGCCAAGUGAUGCCGGGUAUUACGAGUGUCAGAUGGCAACGGAGCCCAAGUUGAGUGCCAAAGUGCACCUCCAAAUAGUCAAACCCAAGACUGAGCUGAUUGGGGAUCAGAGCCGCUUCGUGAAGGCGGGCAGCAAGGUGGCGCUGCACUGCAUCGUCCGGGGAACCUUGGAUCCGCCCAAGUACAUCAUCUGGUUCCGGGGCCAGAAGAAGAUUAGCGAGAGUGACGAGCGGACCGGUUGGUAUACGCAACUGGAUCGAAAUAUAUUCGGAACCGUGGGCGAUAAUCAAAACACGAUCGGCUCGUUAAUCAUACCGCUCGUGCGGAAAGAGGAUUCCGGCAAUUAUACGUGCCAGCCGUCGAACAGCGUCUCCGUAUCCGUGGACCUGCACGUGCUAAGCGGUGAAUAUUCCGCAUCGGCCAUCAUGUCAACGGCGGCGAGGACGAUGACGCCUGGCGGGCGGAGCACGUUCCGGUCGACGCUGGGACUCCUGGGAAUCCUUGGACUUCUUUGGGCGCUGCAGGAUGCGAUGCACACAACGCCCCAGACGUGACUCGCCUAUUGAACGCCUGGUCGCGGCGUACGACUUCCAAUUAUUUGUAAGCUUUUGCGCCAUCUGCAGUUACGUAAUUUAGGUUAGAGAUUAAUUAAAGGCGGCCUUGUAAAUAGCGGUGAGAACAGCGGGAGCCCGGGCGAAGCAGAAUUGACGGUUCUGUAAUUAGGUUAAACGUUACCAUAACUCUCAUGUCUGCGUGUCUCACAUAUUCCCCAAGCCAUACUGAAUUCAAUCUAAUGUACAAUUCAAUUUAAGCAGACCCCAUUUCAAGUUGUGAAAUCGAAUCAAUAAUUAGAUUAUUGUCAGAGAAAUAUUAUUAAAUGAAAAAAAAAUAAAACUGAAUCAUAAAAAUCCAUCAUAAAUAACAGGCAUUCAAUAAAUCAUGUGAAACUUUA
Drosophila rhopaloa is the source of this 4154-nucleotide messenger RNA. It is a transcript of the gene dpr17, whose product is annotated as YEATS domain-containing protein 2. The record is from RefSeq and is a predicted model, not a curated record. Gene Ontology annotation, cellular component: neuron projection membrane. The transcript is spliced from 6 exons. Lineage: Eukaryota; Metazoa; Arthropoda; Insecta; Diptera; Drosophilidae. Bases 1996 to 3756 code for a protein of 586 amino acids. Gene Ontology annotation, biological process: synapse organization.